Messenger RNA from Sardina pilchardus (European sardine), 2948 nucleotides. RefSeq names its product TRAF-type zinc finger domain containing 1 (gene trafd1). Gene Ontology annotation, cellular component: mitochondrion. Bases 282 to 1976 code for a protein of 564 amino acids. Lineage: Eukaryota; Metazoa; Chordata; Actinopteri; Clupeiformes; Clupeidae. The transcript has 12 exons. Gene Ontology annotation, biological process: negative regulation of innate immune response. The record is from RefSeq and is a predicted model, not a curated record. Gene Ontology annotation, molecular function: zinc ion binding.
UGAAACCUGAAGCAGAGUUCAGCCAGUCUCAGAUGUUUGGUCUGCACUGCACGAGCGCCGCUUCCGAUUUCGGGAUUUCCGACCAGCUCUUGAACACAACAGCAGCACGACCAGCCGUCAUUCCAGACGAUGUGGAUGAAUGUCUUGACCUACAUAGCGGUCCAUCAUAACUAACCUAGAUCGUUUAAGUAAUACUGAAAACGUGGAGGGCAACAAGACUGAUCAGUGGAAAAUAACUGCCCAGGCGUUGGCUUGAUGAUAUCAACAAGAUCUCGCUGGAAAUGGCAGAGGAAAACACACAGUUUUGCGGAAACUGCAAGCAUGAUAUACCAGAAGCUAACUUUACCACUCAUGAGAUGCACUGUCGCAGAAAUAUUGCCCUUUGUGAUGUGUGCCAGGAGCCUGUCCCACGGGCAGAUCUGCAGCAGCACAGAGAUCAGGAGCAUGCACAGGUGCAGUGCAAGUGUGGGUUAAAGGUGGAGAAGAGACUGAUGGAGACCCAUCAGACUUCAGAGUGCCCCCAGCGCAUGAUCCCAUGUCAGUACUGCAACCUAGAGUUGGCCUUUGUCCAGGCCGGGGAUCAUGAGGACUACUGUGGCACCCGCACCGAGCCCUGCCCUGUGUGCAAGUGCAACGUGAUGCUGCGGGAGCGUGACAUCCACCCGGCCCUGUGCGGGAGCCUCACCCCUCCCCAGGAGAGGAGCAGCUCCAUCUGGGCAGCAGAGCCCCAGUCGCCCGGCGCCUGGUUCGAGGCCCACUCCAUCCACAAUCUUCUGAGGGCCCAGGAGCGGCUCCACAACAACAACAAUGCCGGCUCAACGGACUGCAGAGCGCCACCUCGGCCAAUAGAGGGCAGACUGCACAACAGCACCCGAGGGACAGUGGGGACGAGAGGCAGGAGGAACACUGCGCCCAGGAACAACGAAUUCAGCCGCUUGCUGGAGCAGGAAGCAGAGUUGGGGCACAACAACAACAGUCUGCUGUGGCCCCCGGGCCCGUUUCCUAGCGAUGACACCUCCAGCCUGGACUACCUGCUGGCCCUCAGUCUGGAGGACAUGGAUGGCCAGGAGGGUGUGUGGACAGACGUGUGGGACCACCAGUUCGGCAGGACCCCUGUCCACAGCAGCCUCCAGGCACCAGCCAACAACAACUACUGUAACAUCGCACCCCCUAGAGGACCUGCAAACCACAGCCCAUCAGAGAUCAUGCUUCCCUGUGAGUUCUGUGAGGAGCUGUUUCCAGAAGAGGACCUCAUUCUUCACCAGACGGGUUGCAGCCCUGCUUCAGCUAUUGCGUCUUUCAGCAAGCAGCCCCAGUCUCUCCCCUACGAGAGCAGCACAGGCCAGGUUGGAAGCGGCCUGUUGAACAUGCCCGCAUGCCCUCCGAGUCCUCCCACCCUCCCUCGCUCAGUCUCCCCACUCUACUGCAGUCCACCCUCCAGUCCCCUAGAGGGCGACGUGCUCAUUCCAUGCGAGUUCUGUGGCGUCACACUGGAGGAAAGCGUUGUCUUUCACCACCAGGAUAAAUGUGACUUCCGACCACAAACAGCUUAUCCAGCGGAAAAAGUGUCUGCACAGAAGCCUCUGUUUCCACCCAGAGAAGCGGCAAGGAACUCACCUGAGCGCCAACGGAGGCUACGACACCAAGCGGACCCAGAAGAGGACCUCCUGGGCCAGGCCUCGCUAGGAUGGUCCAGGACAGGGGCGUCUCCAAGGGAGCCCUGGAAAGCCUCUCCCCACGCCGGCCUGCUCCCCCAUGGGAAGAACACCAACUCCGACCUGCAGGGGAAGAACAAGCUUCACCGUGGAGGAGGGGACGGCCAUGGCGGCUCGCCUGCAAACUACAGCCCCACAGUCAGCCCCACAACAGCUCCAGGCCAUCCAUUCAGAGGAAGGUCAGAGGGACGCAGAAGCCAGCGAAACGCGGGGGUUGCUAAGGGAUCCAAGAAACAGAAUGUGGAGAAGGAAGAGUCUUGAGGCGUGACAAAGAUGACCACAUCAUCGUAUGCUCUUUGCACUGACUGCAGGAGGCUAAACUUAAUAUUUGUGUGUGUGUGUGUGUGUGUGUGUGUGUGUGUGUGUGUGUGUCUGAGCGUCUGUGUAUGUUUGUGUGUGUGUGUGUGUGUGUGUGUGUGUGCGUGUGUGUGUGUGUGUGUUUGUCUUAAAGGGAACAACAGCGAUUUGACAAAAUCACACCAUUUGUUGCAUGUUAAGAAAUACAUCAGUGUUUCAGUGACAUUAUAGAAUAAACAGGACUACUCUAGAGCAGGGUAGGUGAGUAAAUUGGCUGCAGUGGCUAAUCUCUGGAUCAUAUGCAGGGAGAGCCUAUCUUGAGAAUGGUCAGGUGAACUUUAAAUGUUGUUGAGGCAUUUUGUUUCUGAAUCUGCAACGAAUUGUGUCAUUUUUGAAGAUCCUUUGCACUCUCAUUUUGAAUGUAAGACUUCUGUGGCUUCUGACCAAUGUAAUGCUUUUCUUGCACUACAUGUGUGUCUAUGUUAUUCCUAAUUUUACAUAAUGUAUACCUUCUCCUUUUUUAUACUUUCUCCUUUUUAAAAGUAAAUUCUUUGUUCAACAAAAAUAUGGAAGGAUAAUUUAAGUUUUAUAUUAUAAACUAUGUAUGUCUAAAUGCAAAUUGUGGUGUUCUUGAUAAUAGCCUAUAUUGGGGUUGAUAUAAGUCUGAGUUGGUCAAUCUGUGUUGACAUCUAGCUGACCGUUUGAUCUGAAACUAUUCAGACAUGUUUUUAUUCGUUCGGCAAGUUUGUUGUGCAUAUCUUGGGAGAGAAAAAUGUGUAAAGGCUGGUCAAUAGAAAAAGUAACUCUGCCUGUUUACGCUGCCCCCCCAAAGAACAGGGUCCAAAGCAUAUUUGUGAUUUAACCAGAAAUCCUCAUGCAAUACAUCAUGUCCUCUUUUGUGAAAACACUAUAAUCUGAAUAAAGGAUUCUAAUGAA